Molecule: messenger RNA, 2663 nt
Organism: Thermothelomyces thermophilus ATCC 42464
Lineage: Eukaryota; Fungi; Ascomycota; Sordariomycetes; Sordariales; Chaetomiaceae
Product: glycosyltransferase family 35 protein
Exons: 4
Coding region: 127-2352 (741 amino acids)
Biological process (GO): glycogen catabolic process
Cellular component (GO): cytoplasm
Molecular function (GO): pyridoxal phosphate binding; glycogen phosphorylase activity
Source: RefSeq, a predicted model, not a curated record
GAUCUGACGCAGCAGCUGGCUAUCAACCUCUGACCUUUCGCGUUCUCCUUCCGAUUUUGAGAAAGGUCCUUCAAUCUUGAGAUUCAACCAGAUCAGAAUAUCCUCGAGUCAAUUGACACUAGCAGAAUGGCGUCUGGGAAAUUACCGUCUAGAGAGCGGCGCCCCUCUGUUGGAGCUCCAAUUGUCGACAUCCAAGGCUCGGUGGGCCCCGCGGGCAUCUCGCGCCCCAAGCACACGCGCGUCUUCACCGGGUUUGGCGCCGGGGAGAUCAAGCAUGUUGAAGCCUCGAUCCCAGAACCCCAGCGCAAGACCUGGCGGAAGCACCAGAGCCGCGGUUUCAAGGACAAGGAUGGAUUCGAGCGCGAGGUGGUGCGGCACGUCGAGACGACGCUGGCGCGCAGCCUUUUCAAUUGUGAUGAAGCUGCCGCAUACUCGGCCACAGCACUUGCCUUCCGUGACCGCUUGAUCCUCGAGUGGAACCGCACCCAACAACACCAGACCUUUGUCGGCAGCAAGCGUGUGUAUUAUUUGAGUUUGGAGUUCUUGAUGGGCCGGGCCCUGGACAAUGCGAUGCUCAACGUGGGACAGAAGGAGCUGGCCAAGGCUGGUCUUGCCGAGCUUGGCUUCCGUAUCGAGGACGUCAUCCAUCAAGAGCACGACGCUGCCCUGGGCAACGGCGGUUUGGGUCGCCUGGCCGCCUGCUUCCUGGACAGUCUGGCGAGUCUGAACUACCCGGCCUGGGGCUAUGGCUUGCGAUACCGCUAUGGCAUCUUCAAGCAGGAGAUCAUCGAUGGCUAUCAGGUUGAGGUGCCGGACUACUGGCUCGAUUUCAACCCCUGGGAGUUCCCCCGGCACGACGUCGCGGUUGAUGUUCAAUUCUACGGCAGUGUCGAGAAGAAGACCAACGAGACCGGUAGGACCGUCUAUCACUGGGAAGGUGGAGAAACCGUCAAGGCCGUCCCGUACGACGUGCCCAUUCCCGGCUACAACACGCCGACCACCAACAACCUCAGAUUGUGGUCGAGCAAGGCGGCCAGUGGCGAGUUCGACUUUCAGAAAUUCAACAACGGCGACUACGAGAGCUCCGUGGCGGACCAGCAACGCGCCGAGACCAUCAGCGCCGUGCUCUACCCCAACGACAAUCUCGACCGCGGUAAGGAGCUGCGUCUGAAGCAGCAGUACUUCUGGGUUGCUGCCUCGCUGUACGACAUUGUCCGCCGGUUCAAGAGGACGAAGCGCCCGUGGAACGAGUUCCCCGAUCAGGUGGCCAUUCAGCUCAAUGACACCCACCCGACGCUGGCUAUCGUCGAGCUCCAGCGCAUCCUGGUCGAUCUCGAGGGUCUCGAUUGGGACGAGGCCUGGAACAUCGUGGUCAACACCUUUGGCUACACCAACCACACCGUUCUCCCGGAAGCCCUCGAGAAGUGGUCGGUUCCCCUAAUGCAGCACCUUCUCCCGCGCCACCUCCAGAUUAUCUACGAUAUCAACCUCUUCUUCCUGCAGAAAGUCGAGCGCGAGUUUCCCGGAGACCUCGAGCUUCUGCGCGAUGUUUCCAUUAUCGAAGAAUCGCAGCCAAAGAUGAUUCGCAUGGCUUACCUUGCCAUUGUCGGCUCGCACAAGGUGAAUGGGGUUGCCGAGCUGCACUCGGAGCUCAUCCAGGCAACCAUCUUCAAGGACUUCGUGAGGAUCUUUGGUCCUGACAAGUUCACCAACGUGACGAACGGCAUCACGCCCCGCCGCUGGCUCCACCAAGCAAACCCACGGCUGUCGGAGCUGAUCGCCAGCAAGACGGGCGGUUACGGUUUCUUGAAGGACCUCACACAGCUCAACCAGCUCGAGCUGCACGUCAACGACAAGGAGUUCCGCAAGGAAUGGGCCGAGAUCAAGUACGCCAACAAGGUCCGCCUGGCUAAGCACAUCAAGGCGACGACGGGCGUCACGGUCAACCCGACUGCACUCUUUGACGUUCAGGUCAAGCGCAUUCAUGAGUACAAGCGCCAGCAGAUGAACAUUUUUGGGGCCAUCCACCGCUACCUGAAACUCAAGAGCAUGUCCCCCGAGGAGCGCCAGAAGCAGCUGCCGCGUGUGUCUAUCUUUGGCGGAAAAGCCGCGCCUGGCUACUGGAUGGCCAAGCAGAUCAUCCAUCUGAUCAACAACGUCGGGGCGGUCGUCAACAACGACAAGGAUAUUGGGGACCUGCUCAAGGUAGUGUUCAUAGAGGACUACAAUGUCAGCAAAGCCGAGAUGAUCAUUCCGGCCUCCGACAUCAGCGAGCACAUCUCGACUGCCGGCACGGAGUAUGUGAAACCUUGUUCUCUGACUCGUGCCCUUGGAGAGUGGACGGGAUGCUAACGGGAGACAGGGCCUCCGGAACCAGCAACAUGAAAUUCGUGCUUAACGGCGGCCUGAUCAUUGGAACCUGCGAUGGUGCCAACGUAAGUGGAGCACGAAGAGAUAUAUGUGAAAAAAAAAAAAAAAAAGAAGAUAAACAGGAUCGAAUUGACGCUGUCAACAGAUUGAAAUUACCCGCGAGAUUGAUGAAGCCAACAUUUUCCUCUUCGGCCACCUGUCGGAGGAAGUUGAGCCUCUGCGCCACGCCCAUCGGUACGGCGAGGCCAGCCCGCUCGACCCGGACCUGGCACGGGUCUUUGAGGAGAUUGAGA